GAUAAUAAACUCCAGCUAAUAUUCAUGGAUGAACUAGGGGCUGGCUAGCGGUGGUCACCUUCAAGGACGUAAAGCGGCCCGACAUGCCCGAUUCCCUCCUCUGGGCGGUGGAUGUGUAUGGGAGGGUGUACAGCCUAUCCACCACUGGGGGGCACUGGGAACGCUCCAAGGAUGCUCUGCUGGAGCUGAAGCGGGUGACAGGUGCAUUGCAGUGCUAUUGGGGCAUUGGGUGCGACCACCAGGUUUACCUCAAUGUUAGCCCAGGUGAAGUGCCCAUACGGCACCAAGAAGAGACAUAUGAAAACCAGCGAUGGAACCCAUUGGAGGGUUACACAGACAUGCUGCUUCCUACAGACCGGUGGCAGUGGACAGAUGAGUCUGGCCUGAAUGAACAGCCAGUUCACAGCUUUCAUCUGCCUUCUGAGAACUGGGAAUGGGAAGGAGACUGGUUUGUGGAUGAUGAGAGCUGUGGAAGAGAAUCCUGUGCGACAGGGGGUUGGGAAUAUGCUGUGGAUUUUCCAGCCACCUACACAAAGGAGAAAAAAUGGAAUUCCUGUGUCCGUCGGAGGAGAUGGCUCCGCUACAGGAGAUAUAAAGCACAAGGUUCUUGGGCCAAGGUGCCUUUAGACAAAGCCAGACCUCCUCCAGAACCCUUCAUUGACAUCAGCUGCGGGGGCUGGACAAUGAGUGACAGCAGUGAGAAACACAUUUUUCUCUGGGCUGUGUCUCAGCAAGGAAAGGUGUGGUUCCGCUCAGGCAUCCAUUAUCAGAACCCAGAGGGCUCUCACUGGGAGCAAGUCCAGGUACCGAGGGAGGUGGCCCAAAUAGCUGCCGGACCGUCGGACCUGCUCUGGGCUGUUCUUUGGGAAGGACAGCUCCUGGUCAGGACAGGGAUCACCAAGGACUGUCCUAAAGGAUCAUCAUGGGUAGUAGUGGAUCCCCCAAACCAAGCAGGUGCCAUCCAUGUUGCUGUGGGAGUCAACGUGACAUGGGUAGUCACCAAAGACAACAAGGUGUGGUUCAGACGGGGCGUAAAUUCCCAUAAUCCCUGUGGCUCUGGUUGGAUCAGCAUCAGCAGUGAGAUGGUGAUGGUGAGCGUGGGACCAGAUGACCAGGUAUGGGGUGUCGGCAGUGAGGACCGGACAGUGUACUUCCGACACGGUGUGACUGCCACAGAGGUCACAGGGAAGUCAUGGAUCCCAGUGUCUGCCCAACUGGAUGGAAGUCGCCCCACAAACCAGCCUAAUGAAUGUUGCAUUUUCAGCGGUGAGAUGACCACUCCUUCUCAGGGUUCAGUUCUCAGCUGUGAUGAUCCAAAUGAGCCCAAGCCGUCUAUUCCAAAAAUUACAAGUGACAGCUUUAUCUCCGCCCUUGUGUCUGACGCGACCGGCCCGCCCCACACCCCUGUGCCUGAAGAGACCCUGGAGCAGACAGAGAACGACGAUGUUGCAUCUACCCAGGUUCCAACACUCCCUGCCAGUCAGUCCAGCGGGAGUGAACCCCCGUGGAGUAAUGUUGACUUGGAGGAAAUGAAGAGUGCUCCCUCUAGUGCUACCCGGAGCUCUGUGGCCACGUACCCUAUAGAGCUAGCGCAGACUGUGGAGCAAGAGGAGGAGAGGCCUCCCUGGGCCUGGGUGACAGGAGGCGGCUGCGUCCUCAAUGAAGCCUCAUGCGUUAGCUGGCUUAGCACGUCAGACGGAGGGCCUCUCUCUCCAUCCAUUACUCCUGCACUUGCGGUGUCUGGACAGGAGCAGAGAACCAGGAGAGACUCAGACACACAGCGAGUGCAGACAGCAGAAAAGUCUGUGAGGGUGAGAAAGGCCCGCAUGCGUUGGUGGAGGGACUGGCUACCUCAUCAGUGGGAGGAUGUGGGGGUGUGUCUAGAGCAGGUCAGCAGCACCAAUGGCAGGAGAGAUGACAUGCUUUACAUCUACUACACCCACAAUGAGGAGAGGAAGUUCCUCUGUGCUCUGAUAAAUGAGGUAACAGCCCUGGUGCCUAUGCUCAGAGACUCCCUUCAGUGUCUGGCUGUGUACACAGCGGAGAGGACCAGGCAGAGAUGGCCCAUUCUGCUCUCCACUUUCUCACAGAAGGACAUGAACGACUGGCUGUCCGUGUUGAAUGAAUCUUGCUGUGACUCACGGAGUCUUCGUGGGCCUCCGUCUAAACAGGCACUCUGGUCGGUCACCUCCAAGGGUGACAUCAUGGUCCACGACCCCCUUCCGAGCCUGGAGGCCCCUGGCCAGCACCAACCUUGUGACCAAAUGUUUUGGCGUCAGAUUCCUGGUCACCUGCUAUGUGUGGAGUGUAACAGUCUAGGUGUGGUAUGGGGCAUUGGCUAUAACCGCAAAGCUUGGGUCUACACUGGGGCCUGUAGUGCAGUCUCCUCUCAGGGAACAGUAACAGAUGUCAGAAAUGUGUACAUUUAUGAGAACCAGCGAUGGAAUCCAAUGACUGGAUACACAGAUAAAGGCCUUCCCACUGACCGCUACAUGUGGAGCGAUGCAUCUGGACUGAAAGAGUGCACUAAAGAUAACACAGCACCACCUUCACCUCAGUGGACCUGGGUGUCUGACUGGGCCGUUGAUUACAGUGUCCCCGGAGGCACAGACAAAGAGGGCUGGCAGUAUGCAGCAGAUUUCCCAGUAACCUAUCAUGGCUACAAGACCAUGAAGGACUUUGUGAGGCGCAGGCGUUGGGCCAGGAAGUGUAAAAUAACACUGACUGGCCCCUGGCAGGAAGUCCCACCCAUUUCUUUGAUUGACAUCACUAUCCUGCCAUGUCUGGCUCAGAGCAGUAUGGAGCAGGUGCCUGUGUGGGCUGUCAGUGAGAAGGGGGACGUCCUGUGUCGCCUGGGAGUGACCCCUCAAAACCCAUCUGGCACCUCCUGGCUGCAUGUCGGCACAGAUCAACCUUUCAAGUCCAUCAGUAUUGGCGGGGGGCACCAGGUUUGGGCCAUUGCCAGGGAUGGUGCUGUGUUCUACCGAGGCUCUGUGUCUGUCCAAAAUCCUGCGGGAGAAUGCUGGUAUCACAUACCCUCUCCACCACGACAGACCCUCAGGCAGGUGUCUGUAGGCAGGACAUCUGUUUACGCAGUGGAUGAAAACAAUAAUCUGUGGUACAGACAGGGGCUUACUCCCAGCUACCCUCAGGGUUCUGCUUGGGAGCUCAUCUCCAAUAAUGUAUCGAAGGUCAGCGUUGGGCCACUGGACCAGGUGUGGAUCAUAGCAGAGAAAGUUCCGGGUUGUGUUGCUGAGAGCUCAGGCACUGUGUGUCACAGGCUGGGUGUGAGGCCCAUGCAGCCAAAAGGCUUGUCCUGGGACUAUGGCAUAGGCGGUGGAUGGGAGCACUUGUCUGUUAGGGGAAAUUCUACUGAGGCCCAGCGCCUGGUCCCUCGCAGUCCGCUGCCCAUCAGGACCCAGAGACAGGUGAAUGGGAAUGCUGGAAGCUUUGUAGGGUCCCUGCCUUGACCAUAGCGUUCAUGUCAGACAGCAUGUUUGAGGCCUCAGCUUGGAGGUCUGAGGUUUGCCCGUGUCCUGUCUCUCCUAAUUACACCUUCCACAGUGUCUCACCUCUUGUCCACUACCACAUGUGACUUCCUUUUUAAUUCGUGUUUGUUUGUUUGUUUGUUUCUCUUUUUCUUUUAACUAAUUUGCCUGAAAGACUGACAAUUUGAUCUGAUCUUAUUAAUAGACAUGAGGUAGUGUUACUUGUGUUCUUUGUAUGUGAACUUAUGUUUGAAAAGAAUGAAGGCUGACUUUCUUUCUUCAUAUAAAUUGGGUCUGUAGUUUGUUUUUUCUUUCCUUUUACUUAAGCCUCUUGUUUGUCCUGGUGUGAGGUUUUGAGUGUCCAGAUAACAUAUUAACAAGCUUGUUUGUAUUAACAGGACUAUGCAUCUUCAGUGUUUCUCAUCACAGUACUGUCC
This is a messenger RNA of Chanos chanos (milkfish), 3925 nucleotides long. RefSeq names its product tectonin beta-propeller repeat containing 1b (gene tecpr1b). The transcript is spliced from 25 exons. Gene Ontology annotation, biological process: autophagosome maturation. Gene Ontology annotation, cellular component: autophagosome membrane; lysosomal membrane. The record is from RefSeq and is a predicted model, not a curated record. Bases 84 to 3470 code for a protein of 1128 amino acids. Lineage: Eukaryota; Metazoa; Chordata; Actinopteri; Gonorynchiformes; Chanidae. Gene Ontology annotation, molecular function: phosphatidylinositol-3-phosphate binding.